GAGGGGGUGACCCAAGUUCCAUGGUGGCAGGACCAGAUUUUUCACCCAACAGUGGUUUUAGCACCAACCUCGAGAGCAUAGCCUUCCUGGAGCAGGUGGCGGGUGUGCCCCGACGGGAUGGGUCCGGGGCAAAGCUGGCAGUGAGCCCGGCAGGUUACACCCUAGCACCUCAUGCUCCCUAUUUAUUGCGGGUACAGGGGACUUUGAGCCCGGCCCCGGCAGCAGCGGGCCAGGCGCUGAGGUGAGCGGAGCUCGGGGGCUGCGAGCGGGCGAUUCCCGCAGGACGCGGCCCCUCCAUCCGCACGGGCCGGAGGUGCCCCAGGGCCCGGGCAGGGCUGGGCCCCGCGGGCAGCCCCGGGCAGCCGCGUCCCGGCAGCGGAGCGGCCCCGAGCCGGCUCCGGCCGAGCGGGGCCGCCGCUCCGGCAGCCGCUGCCCUCGGCGCCGCCGCUGACACCCUCCGUGCCUGCGCUGCCGGCAGCUGCCCCUGCACAGCCCUCGCCUCCCCGCUGCGCUCUGCCCUGCGCUCAGCCAGCCCGGCGGAGCCCGCACGGCCCCACCCAACCACCCCGAGAUGGGACAGGACAAUUGCAAACCCCAGCCCGGGGAUCUCAUCGAGAUCGACCGGCCCCUGUACCAGCACUGGGCGCUCUACCUCGGGGAUGGAUAUGUCAUCCACGUGACAGAUGAAGGAGCCUCAUCCGUUUGGCUUAGCAGCUCUUCAAUACAUGCCGCAAGAGCCAAGGUGAAGAAGGACCCGCUGGUGGAAGUGGUGAAAAGUCAUAAAUGGCGUGUCAACAACAAGUAUGACCGCUGCCGCACUCCCUUCCCUGUGGAGGAGAUCAUCCGGCGUGCUGAGCUAUGCAUUGACAGGGAGGUGCCAUAUAAUGUCCUUAAAAGCAACUGUGAGCACUUUGUGACAAUGCUUCGCUACGGAGAAGGAGAGUCUAGGCAGGUCCAAAAUGCAGCUGCUGGCAGUGCUGCAGUAGCUGUGGGAAGUAUCAUUCUUGGUGUUGCUGCUUUUGUUGGGAUGGCAUUGUCCGAGAGCGCAUCCAGGCGAUAGUGCUACUGAUGGGCUGCCAGGAAGGCUCAGAGCAAGGCAGGCAGGGUCCCUGGCCACAGCAGCCACUGGGCAGCUUUUGCUACACGUGCCAUCAAGGCUUCCUUGAACAGUGCCACCCUUACUGUAAAUAUUAAACAAUCCCUAAUAAAAUAUCUGCAUCACA
Messenger RNA from Passer domesticus (house sparrow), 1223 nucleotides. RefSeq names its product phospholipase A and acyltransferase 1-like. The coding region runs from base 572 to 1060 and encodes 162 amino acids. The record is from RefSeq and is a predicted model, not a curated record. Lineage: Eukaryota; Metazoa; Chordata; Aves; Passeriformes; Passeridae. Gene Ontology annotation, biological process: N-acylphosphatidylethanolamine metabolic process. Gene Ontology annotation, molecular function: A2-type glycerophospholipase activity; glycerophospholipid phospholipase A1 activity. The transcript has 3 exons. Gene Ontology annotation, cellular component: cytoplasm.